CGCGCGAUGCGGUUGUUAAUUGUCACGAGCACAGACGAAGGUGUGGUAGCGUUAUCCCGUGUCCAGACGCUAACUGCACCAUGUGUUCUGACUGGCAAGAGAAUCGAUUGUUUAAUAUGUCUCUUAUACCCUCCCCAGUUUGAACGCUGCGAUCAACACGUGAAGCGAGAUAGGUUAACUUUUUGGACGCUGCGGUCGGAAUAUAUCGCGUGGUAAAACUGAUUCAGAUCUAUGUGAACGCUGGCUUGUGUAGAUAGAGGAUGUGGAUUUGCGAUGAAGCAACUGUACUUUAACGUGGAGGAAUGAAAAGUUGGAAUGUUACAGGGACGAACGUGAUUCUGACCAGGAAUGAUAGUUCUCUAGAGUGAGCGGUCGGACCUGGAAAGGAAUACGUCCAAGAUGGCAGGAGGCGUGGUCUUAGCUCACCUGGUCAUGGGUUUCAUCGUGCAUGGAGCGUCAGCAGACAUACUCAAUAUAGGUGUGCUGCCAUCAUGGCGGGAAGUGGUGGCCAACUCAUCUCGCGGUGUUACCAACGUCAUCAACUACAACAUCACCAAUCUGAGGUUUUACGACAUCUACGGCAAAGAGGAUCAGAGCACCUACACACGGAUGGUAGACGUUCAUCGAAAAAUACAACACUUGUCCAUCGACGCCAUUAUCGGCCCCUAUGACAACGGCGUUGCCUUGGCAGCCGAGGAACGGAAGAUUCCUUACCUUGCCACGUCUCCUGUAACCAAGGAUACGCUGAAAUACACCGUCCAGCUCAUACCGGAACUAGAGGACUUCUGUCAGGCCUUGCUAGAAUUUGCACAAAAACAGAGCUGGAAAAAAAUAAGUGUCUUCUAUGAUGAUGAUAAAGGUUUGGCGGUUCUGGAACGACUGAUGACAAACCACUCUCUGUCUGUCAAGGCAUGGCGCCUCCCAGACCAGGGAAAGCGGAAUAAAACUCGUGACACACACCUUAUCAUGAGGAAUAAAGCAAGAGAGGCACUUGUACAGAUGCGGAAAGUCCUGGUAGAACACUCCAUAGUCAUAUGCGGGAAACUCUACACAGAGUUUCUGCUCGGAGAGGCACGCAACCUUGCCAUGCUGUCAACGCCUCCGUAUGAAUGGGGCUUCUACGACCCGGGCGACGCUCUCGGCAGCCUGUUCGAGCCUUAUCGGGACAUCGCCGUCAACUUUACUGUGUUCUCCUUGGUGCCUUAUAACUCCACCAUCAACGACAUCACCCACCUCAACAGCAACAGCCACAACAACAAGAGGAAGCUGGAGUACGCCCUCGCCCAUGACGCCGUUCAGCUGCUUAUAGCGUCCAGCAUCCAGACAAAGGACACUCUCCUGCAGAACAUCAAGAGUAACCAAGAGUUUGGUUUGACUGGUAACCUACAGUUAGACGCUCAGGGCAAGAGGUCUAACUUCUCCGUCCAUCUUACUGGCUACACGGGCAAUGAGAGCUACCCGGUGAGUGGUAUUUACAGUUAUCCGCACGGGGAAUGGAUGAAGCGCUCAUCCCACAGUUACCUUCUCCUCAACACGUCUCAAGCUCCCCCAAAGCGAAGACGUAUUUUCCCUCUUAAAGGUCGAACGGUCAAGGUCGUCAUGAUUCUUGAGCAGCCCUUCACGAUGUUUAAGAGGGACUAUCUCAUGAGACGCGGCAACGAUCGCUUUGAGGGUUUUGCCGUCGACCUGCUCGCGCGUGUGGCUGAGGCGAAGAGUUUCAACUUUGAGAUCUACCUUGUUCCUGAUGGGAACUUUGGCACCAAGAAAGAUGGGGAGUGGAAUGGCAUCAUAAAAGAGUUGCUGGAUGGGGAAGCGACGAUGUCGGUGGCGCCCCUCAGCAUCAAUUCCGGUCGCGAGGAGGCCGUUGACUUCACCAAGCCAUUCAUGACGCGGUACAUCACUGUCAUCCUCAAGAUCCCCCAGAGAAAGGUGUCCUACUUCGAGUUCCUCAACCCCUUGUCCCUCACCGUCUGGGGCUGUACCCUCGCCGCCUUUGUCGUUGUCAGCUUCGUCCUGUACAUGUUGGAGAGAAUCGGCUCCACCAAACAGAGAACCAAUCCCCAGAUCUCUGUCAGGGAGAGUUUCUGGUUCAUAUUCGGCUCCCUGCUCCAAGGUAACACCGACGCCUGUCCGAUCACAAUCCCAGGACGUAUCCUGACCAGCUCGUGGUGGUUCUUCGCCCUCAUCCUGAUCUCUUCCUACACCGCCAACCUUGCAGCUUUCCUCACGGUCAAGAAGAUCAACACACCAAUCAAAUCUGUCACAGACUUGGCCCAACAGACCAAGAUCAAGUACGGAACGGUCAAGAACAGUGGCGUCAUGUCCUUCUUUGCGAACACAAACAUUGAACAUUUUUCCAAGAUGUGGGCCCAGAUGUCGGAGAUUGAACCCGACUCCAUGGUGGACAAUACAACCGAAGGGUAUGGCAAGGUGACGGAUGGGAACUAUGCCUUCUUCUGGGACACUACAGUCAACAAGUAUAAGACAACCACAGACUGCGAUGUCAUGGAGAUAGGACCGCCGUUUGACCCGAAGGGUUUUGGGAUUGGGGUUCCACCAGGGGCGACUUAUCUGGACGAACUCUCCAUGACUAUACUGAAGCUCAGCGAUAGUGGCAUACUGCAUGAAUUGGAGAAUAAGUGGUGGGGAAGCAGGAGCUGUCCGGACCCCGCCAAGUCGUCGUCGGAUGAGACGUCAGAGCUCCAGAUAGAGAACGUCGCUGGCGUCUUCUUCAUCCUGGUCGGCGGUAUUGUGAUCGCAGGGUUGGCCUGUCUCGCGGAGUACUCCGCCAACCUGCUGCUCAAAGCCAACAAGACCAACAGGAAGGAUAAACCCGAUUUCACAACAAACAACAAAGAAAAGUCCAGUUUUCUAUGAGCGAACACGGCACUGACAGUCAUACAUACCACACACUUCGCAAGAACACCCUCCUGAUUGGCCGGAGAGACAUCGCCAAGGUCUGCUGGUCCUCUUGGUGACUUCCGCUUACACCGGAAGUCCAAACUGAUGUCUGAACUGAAAGGAUUCCAAUUUCGGUUUUCAUUCACUGUUUGACGCCAGGUUCCCGAUUCCGAACUACAUAUGCGGAAAUGCAAUUUGUUUCCUGUUGUCAUUAUAACUUUCCGGAAUGAGUGCUGAUUAAUACUGAUUCCAACCAGCUUAAUCCUCUACCUUAUUCCGGAAUACUAAGUUUGUUUUACUAUUCCGUUGUCUGGAUAGCAUUAACUUAUAUUCCUGAUUCGGAUUGUGUGGGUGUGGAUGUGCCUUCCGACAACCAUGUGACGUUCAACAAACUAACGAGUGGUUAUGCUUCAUCGUGUCGUGCACAGGUCUCCUGCAGGAUGAUAGCGUUGAGUGUUAAAAACCGAUAUUCAUGUGCGGUGUAUGAUAAUUAUAUAUAAAAAACUAUCUAAGUUAGUAUUAUCAGUAAGUAUGAUAUGCAGAUUUCAUACAUGUUCAUUACUUCAUUGUUGGUGGCUUUGAUGGUUUGACGCAUUAAAAAAUUCAUUCAUACUGACCAGAAAUAUAUAUCAUAUAUGUCAUUGUAACUUAUUGUGUAUAUUUCGCACUGUGUCCAUCAGUUGUAGCGUGCCGGACAAAAGAAAGUACACACCCUUGUUUAAUAGUGGGUAAAAUGAAACAUGCAAAGAAUGGUUACUAAUCGAUGGUGAUGUAUUUCAUACGGGUUUCCUAAUUGUGUUUUGGACCUUAACUUUCCAGUGUUUCGGCUACUGCAUUCAGCCUAGUAACGUUUUGAUAAGGUUUGUAAUUUUUUUGUCAGAUCUAAUUUUCAAGUGUCUUCCCGACAGUUUAGUAACACACAGAUGCUGAUCACAUAGCAUUUUCGUGAAACAUUGUCGCAGAUGACUUGUCUUACCUGUGUAUUGAUUUUAUGGAAGCGAACUUCAUACCAAAGCACGUACCAUGAUGUGUGAAGCACAACUUAUUCUACCCAAAAGAAGUUAAGGACCAGCCGAUUCUUUCAUAUAAUAUUACUAUAGUAAAUCUGUCAUGCAACAACUUCUUUAAGGAGUAUAGAUGUACAGUAUUGUCCUCUUCUUCCCUAAUCAGGGGGCACGGGUGGCCCAGUCGUCUAAGGCGCCGCGAUUCGCUGUGCAGAGUUGCGUCCCUUGGACACGCCAGAAACCUAUGAUUGUUGGUUCGAAUCCAGGUUCGCCCCGGUUAUG
This is a messenger RNA of Haliotis rufescens (red abalone), 4187 nucleotides long. Its product is annotated as glutamate receptor ionotropic, kainate 2-like. Gene Ontology annotation, cellular component: plasma membrane; postsynaptic membrane. The transcript has 13 exons. The coding region runs from base 400 to 2877 and encodes 825 amino acids. Gene Ontology annotation, molecular function: glutamate-gated receptor activity; transmitter-gated monoatomic ion channel activity involved in regulation of postsynaptic membrane potential. The record is from RefSeq and is a predicted model, not a curated record. Gene Ontology annotation, biological process: synaptic transmission, glutamatergic; modulation of chemical synaptic transmission. NCBI's taxonomy places the organism in Eukaryota, Metazoa, Mollusca, Gastropoda, Lepetellida, Haliotidae.